Heteronotia binoei (common prickly gecko) is the source of this 2488-nucleotide messenger RNA. Its product is annotated as 2'-5'-oligoadenylate synthase 3-like. The transcript is spliced from 11 exons. Bases 74 to 2455 code for a protein of 793 amino acids. Gene Ontology annotation, biological process: regulation of ribonuclease activity; defense response to virus; negative regulation of viral genome replication. The record is from RefSeq and is a predicted model, not a curated record. Gene Ontology annotation, cellular component: nucleoplasm; cytosol; membrane. Gene Ontology annotation, molecular function: double-stranded RNA binding; 2'-5'-oligoadenylate synthetase activity. Lineage: Eukaryota; Metazoa; Chordata; Lepidosauria; Squamata; Gekkonidae.
CAGUAGAUUUUUUCCUUCCUUCAGUGGGUCCCAAAAGCCAAUUGGAAUCACCUCUCCAGCCUGCUCAUCUGCCAUGGAGCUGUACAUGACAGAAGCAAGAAAGCUGGAUAAGUUCAUCUCUGAAAACCUCCAGCCCAACGAGGACUUCCUGGGUCGAGUGCGCAGGGCCAUUGGCAUCAUCUGCGAGUUCUUGCGAAAGAAUUGCUUCAAAGAUGCAGCCCCACCACAGCCCCGGGUGCUGAAGGUGAUUAAGGGUGGCUCAUUAGGGAAAGGCACGGCUCUAAAAGAGGGCUCAGACACCAACCUUGUGGUGUUUCUCAGUGUCUUCAAGGAUUACACAGAUCAGGACAAAAAGCAUACAGAGAUCGUCCAGGAGAUUGGGAAGAGGCUUGAAGAAUUCCAGGAAAAUAAUGGGGAACGUUUAGAUGUAACUCUUGAGGCAUCCAUCCAGCCAAACCUACAUGUGCUCAGCUUCAAGCUCCACUCUAACGAUCUCAGGGAUUCGAUUGAGUUUGAUGUGUUGCCAGCCUUUAAUGCUCUCGGGCAGUACAAAAAAGGCUCCAAGCCUGAUCCUCAGGUGUACAUUGACUUGAUCAACAGCUGCAACAGCAGCCACCAAGGUGGUGAGUUUUCCACUUGCUUUGCAGAGCUUCAGAAGGAAUUCAUCAUUGCCCGUCCCUCCAAACUGAAGAGCCUCAUCCGCCUGCUGAAGCACUGGUACAAAGAGUACAUCUUUCCAUACAAAGAGCAGCUCCAGAAGGGGGAGUCGCUGCCCCCAAAGUAUGCGCUGGAGCUACUGGCUGUCUAUGCCUGGGAGCAAGGAAGCAGGGAACCAGAUUUCGACAUGGCAGAAGGAUUUCGGACAGUGUUGCUCCUCCUCCAGCAAUACAAGCAGCUCUGUGUAUUCUGGACCACGUUCUACGACUUUGAGAAUGAGACUCUGAAAUUGUACUUGCUUCGCCAGCUCCAGAAGCCCAGACCGAUCAUCCUGGACCCAGCUGAUCCAACUGGGAUCGUGGGUGAGGGGAGCCGCUGGGAUCUGCUUGCACAAGAAGCUGAACAUUGCUCUCGUCAGAAAUGUUGUCUUCCUCAUUGGGACAUUUCGGUGAGGUCACAGUGCACUAAAAUACCUCUUUUGCAACACUCGGAAUCUAACGACGCCCUUUUACAGGGAAGUCGGCCAAUCGAGUGUCAACCAGAAAGCGAAACUCCUCUGCAGUCAGGGAAACGAAAGUCAGGCGCAGCUCCGAGUCAGCGACACUCUGUCCUCGUUCCGGAGUCGGAGUCUGCGACGUUCUCGGCAAUGGAUCUCUACGACACGAACGCCGGGCGGCUGGAUAAGUUCAUCUUCGACCACCUCCAGCCCGACCAGGAGUUCUUGGACGACGUGCGCUGGGCCAUCAACUUCAUCUGCACGUUCCUGCGGGAGAAUUGCUUCAAAGAUUCCCCCGCACCCCGGCCCCGGGUGUUGAAGGUGGUCAAGGGAGGCUCAUCGGGGAAAGGCACGGCUCUGAAAGGGGGCUCGGAUGCUGAUCUUGUGGUGUUUCUCAGCAUCUUCAAGCGAUACAAGGACCAGGAACUAAAUCGGAAGGGGAUCAUCCUGGAGAUUCAGAAGAGGCUUGAAGAAUUCAAGAACAAACAACAAAAGAAUAUAAAUGUGAUUUUUGAGCCAACCAAGUGGUUAAACCCACGUGUGCUCAGCUUCAGACUCUGCUCUUAUGAUCGUGAAGAUUUCAUUGAGUUUGAUGUGCUGCCAGCCUUUGAUGCUCUUGGUCAGAGAAAAGGCAUCAAGCCUUCCCCAGAAGUAUACAUUGACCUGAUUGACAGCAGUAACCAAAGUGGUGAGUUCUCCACCUGCUUCACUGAGUUGCAGAAGGACUUCAUCAUUGAUCGGCCAACUAAACUGAAGAGCCUCAUCCGCCUGCUGAAGCACUGGUACAAAGAGGUAUGGCAGCUUGACAAGAUUCCAUGGACUUUGAUGCAUAGCAUAGGUUCCUGUUUUGAAGUGGCAUGUAAGGCAGAAAUGUUCUGCCAGGCCCAUUUGUUUGAGGCAGCAAUGUACGUGAAUAAUCAGUACAGGCAGCUGCCCCCAAAAUAUGUACUGGAGCUACUGGCUGUCUAUGCCUGGGAGAAAGGAAGUGGGAAGACAGAUUUUAACAUGGCAGAAGGAUUUCGGACAGUGCUUUGGCUCCUCCAGCAAUAUGAGCACCUCUGCAUAUUUUGGACCAAGUACUAUGACUUUCGGAAUGAGACUCUCAAACAAUACCUGAUAGGCCAGCUCAGGAAGCCCAGACCUGUCAUCCUGGAUCCAGCUGACCCAACUGGACUCCUGGGGCAGGGGAGUCGCUGGGAUCUACUUGCACAAGAAGCUGAAUAUUGUUUGAGUCAGAAAUGCUGCACAAACGACUAUGUGCCCUCAGUCCUCCAUUGGGAUGUGCCGGUGAGACAGAAAUGAAUGGAAUGCUCCCUUUGAUGUCCAUGUGGGUUA